Dacryopinax primogenitus is the source of this 2417-nucleotide messenger RNA. RefSeq lists its product as uncharacterized. NCBI's taxonomy places the organism in Eukaryota, Fungi, Basidiomycota, Dacrymycetes, Dacrymycetales, Dacrymycetaceae. The record is from RefSeq and is a predicted model, not a curated record. The transcript is spliced from 14 exons. Gene Ontology annotation, molecular function: DNA-binding transcription factor activity, RNA polymerase II-specific; zinc ion binding. The coding region runs from base 1 to 2340 and encodes 779 amino acids. Gene Ontology annotation, biological process: regulation of DNA-templated transcription.
AUGUCCAACUCGCCGCCCGAAGUGAUUGACGAGGUCGCCGGGAAGAAGCGCAAGUUGUAUUCCAGUUGUGACACUUGUAAACUACGACGAGUCAAGUGCGAGCGGGAAAGUGAGGAUCAGGCAUGCGCAAAGUGUAUCGAGAAAGGAAUCCAUUGCACAACCGCUGGCCCGAAAAGGAAGAAACCACGCACUGGAAAGCGAAUAGAACAGGCGAAGGAGCUAUUUGGCGAUGGCACACACAAUAUCGGCGAGAGCAGUCGAGGAAACCUUGUGGUGUACCAUGGGCAUCGGCCGAUCACUCCAGCGCCGGAUGAUGUUGCUUUUGACAUGCGGGGAUUCGAUAGCCUGAACGCACGCCAUAUCUCGAACGACAACGUCGAUUCCAGGCUAUCCCUCGCGGAGAUAGUGAGCACGCUCAGCAGCCACUUGAUCGAAGUGUACUUCAGCUUGACGCAUUACCCAUUGCCGCUAUAUAGGUGGAAGAACUUCCGAGAUCAGUUCGAUAAGGCAGGUCGGCGACCAGAGCAGAUGACUGGCAUGGGAGGCGUACUGGCGCACGCUCUGAUCGCGUAUGGUGCAUAUGCAUCAAACUCUCCUGCAAUACUAGGUCCAGGGGCACCAGCGCUAAGCAAACUUGAUUCGGAGGAAGCAAAUUUCGUUCACUGGGGAAGACAGCGUGCGCAAUUAUGCAAGAGUCUUCUGGACCGUGCCGUUCGAAUAGCAGACGAGCAUGGUGUAUUCAGAGUCGAAUGCAAUGAGAGCAUCGUCAUUCUUCUGUUGCUGGAGAUGCUCAUUGAUCAUGGCGAUGUGACACGGCGUCGAGGAAGGCCUUUUCGCGCUGCUGCUCUCAGCCAUGCCCAGACACUGUCGGAAGAAGGAAACACACAUGAUGAGUAUAUCGAGUUGCAGGGAGGUGGUCUAGGGUGGAUGCUAUACCUACGGGAUUCUUUACAGGCCGCAGUGGCUGGUCGAGAACCUCGCUUACGAGAUCGAGACGUGCAGAUUCUCUGCGGGCGAACCAUGACCCUCGGCCUUCCGACCAUGGUCGAGUUCGCAAAAGCCCUCAACGGCGACAUCCUUGUGUGGGACCCAGUCAUCCGAAUAUGGGAUCAUGUAGCGCAGUUAACGCGGCAGUUGGCAAAAAGACUGGCUAAGGACAGUCCUGUUCCAGAGGGACGACAAGACCCGUUCAAUGAUAAUUUCCUCUGGGAACUGUACAAGGACCUUGAUGAUACAAAAGCCUGUAUCAAGUUAAUGCAAGCACAUCUAUCCCAGUUCUUCACUUUCAAGAGGCCAGGGCACAAUUUCUUCAAGUUCUAUUGCCGGACUAUGUCUCUCGGUUGCAUCUUUGUUGAUUACCUGGUUCACCGUGGGGUAAAACAGGAGUUACAACAAUUGAAUGAUCGAUUGGAACACGCCACGCUCGUGCCGCUGGAUGACAUCGCAAACUUUGGUCUCUCAGAGUAUGAGAAGCGCCGAUCCAAACUGAUGCAAUUGAAGCAUGAAGCCGACAAUCGGAUGCGAAAGUGCGCCAGAGAGAUGGCACAGAUUCUUUGGGCCAUGCAGAACUCUUUAUCUGCGAGAACAGGGCUGGGAAUCAUGACUGGCGUGCAUAUGGUUUACGAUACACUACCGAUCUUGGCCGAGAUCCUAUGUACCAUGCCCUCGAGGGAGGAAGGCGGCGACCCAGAUUUCCCGCUGGAAACCAAAAUUCAAGAAGUAGGAUGGCUGCUGAGCACCUAUCGGUCACUCGGCUGGUCCUGGGCAGAUAUGGAGGACCCGAUCAAGUACCUAGAAGAGCAACAUGGACGACUGGUGGCGCUAAAAUCUGGCCUGCCGCCGCCAAACGCAGGAUUGAACAGUGUCUCCAUCCCGGUCUCUAGUGUUCGCUCAAGUGUGGAGACAUCCGAUACGACCCCUUUCCUGCUUCCCACUCCCUCAUCCGUCCAGUUUGGCCUGAAACCCGAAUUGGCCGACACGCCCAGCAGUGGCUACAGCUCCGCGACGAGUGGCGAACGGCCCACGACGGGGUAUGCCGCCGAGUUGCAAGCCCAGUCGCUCGCAGAGCCAAGCAUGCAACCGCCCGAAGCGCCCGCUCACGUGCAGUCGAUGCUACCAACGUUUAUUCCCGGACCGAGCCAUCUUCCACCUCUUUCGGAUCCUUUUGCUGACUUGUAUACUAUGCCUAUUGUAACGGAAUACCUAGACGGGACGGCCCAAGCAGGCGCUUUACCCUCCCCAACAUCGUAUGAGGAUCUGCAGCAGUGGGCGAGUGUGUUCAAUGACCAGGUGCCGCUGAACUGGGACUUUGGACCUUCUGGGUUUACCCCACAGCCCUAGGAGGAAGUGGACGGAAGAAUAGACUGAAUGAAGGGUAAUUAUCUGUAGCUGUUCAAUCCUGUAUUUAUAGAAUUACG